AUGGGCCUUGGAUACACGUCCAGUUUAAGAGCAGACGGGCUUUUUAAGGAGGAGAUGGCUAAUAAGAUGAAGAAAUUGGAUUCUGUUCCAGCUAUUAAUGCAGGCAAAGGAAUAACGACAGAAAGUAGUAAAUUAGGAAUUUGUCUGAACAACUCAUUUGCUGUUUUAAAUGAAGACAGUGAUGCAGAUUGUCUUGGGAAGCUGGAAGAGUCUGUUAAGCUGUUGGACAUGGGGAGGGAAGUUAUGAAUGAUGAUGUUGUGAGUUAUGUUAAGCCCUGUAUUAGUGGUUCUGCUAGAGUCAGAAUUGCUAAAGGGGCUAGGAAGAAGGAGGCUGCUCUGUAUUUGAAAGAGGUGGUUAGAGAUCAUGAUAUUUUUUUCAUUGGCCUUAUGGAGACAAAGAUGACUAAUAUAAGUAGGAAGGAUGUUGAUGGUCUUAUUGGUAAGGAUUGGGAUUAUUUCCAUUUUCCUGCUGUGGGCCUUUCUGGUGGCAUCUUAGUGCUGUGGAAUAUGAAAAUUGGGAAUUUUGUGGUUAAAGAUACUUCUUCUCAGAUGAUUGUUGGAGAUUUAUCUAUCCCUAGAUUGGGGAUAUGGAGGAUUGCUACUGUUUAUGGCAGUAGAUGUUGCAAGGAGCGGGAAAGUCUUUGGAGCUUGUUGGGUAACUGCAUGGUGAGUUCUAAUCCCUCUAUCGUUGGGGGAGAUUUCAAUUGUGUGCUAAGCAAAGAGGAGAAGGGAGGUGGUAAAAGGUUCACUUGGUGCAAUAAUAAGGAAGGGACAUCCAGGAUUUGGGAGAGGCUGGAUAGGUGUCUUUUGAAUUCAGCUGCUCUUCAAUUGCUUCCUUCGACUGCUACUAGGCAUCUUGCUAGGGUGGCUUCGGAUCAUAGUCCUAUUGCCUUCAAUGUGGAUGACAAGGUGCGUGUAAAAUCUAGAAUCAUUAGAUUUGAGGAUACUUGGAGGUUGUAUCCUGCUGCUAGAAGCAUUGUUUAUCACUCUUGGAAGAAGAAUGAUUUUGGAGAGGAAGGUAUGGUUCUUCAAAUGAAGAUUAAUAGAACUUUAAAAGCUCUCUUUUUCUGGAGUAAGAGCAAAUGUAAAGAUCUAAAUGAGUUAAAGGAGAAGCUGAAGAUGGAUAUUCUGGAGUUUCAACAUAAGGAAGCUAUGGGUGGUGAUUGGUUAGCUCAUGAUCUUAUUUUAAUUAGAAGUAAAAUCCAUGAACUUAAUGUAACUUUGAAGAGGUUGUCAACAUGGUGGAACCAAUGGGAUAAAGCUAGGUGGCUUGAGGAAGGUGACAGUAAUUCCAAAUUGUUUCACAAUUUUGCAACGGCUAGGAGAAAUGGCAACAAAGUGAACCAAAUUAAAGAUAUUCAUAAUGUGGUGCAAAUAGAAGAUGAGGAGAUUGAAAAGGUGUUCAUUCAACACUUUGAAGCAAAAUGGAAAGUUAGAGAUUGUCAACUCACGGGUUAG
Molecule: messenger RNA, 1458 nt
Organism: Dendrobium catenatum
Lineage: Eukaryota; Viridiplantae; Streptophyta; Magnoliopsida; Asparagales; Orchidaceae
Exons: 4
Coding region: 1-1458 (485 amino acids)
Molecular function (GO): catalytic activity
Source: RefSeq, a predicted model, not a curated record